This is a messenger RNA of Pundamilia nyererei, 1222 nucleotides long. It is a transcript of the gene eva1bb, whose product is annotated as eva-1 homolog Bb (C. elegans). The transcript has 4 exons. NCBI's taxonomy places the organism in Eukaryota, Metazoa, Chordata, Actinopteri, Cichliformes, Cichlidae. The coding region runs from base 366 to 866 and encodes 166 amino acids. The record is from RefSeq and is a predicted model, not a curated record.
CCUCCUCCCUCUGAGGGAUGAGAGGGAGUGAAUCACAGUGGAGGGCUGCUCGCUCUUCAGUCCAGCAGCGUCUGCUCAGCUGUCACGUAUGCCGAGUGACCCACGACCUCUCGCUGCUGCUUUUCUGCCCGAGAGAAGAUGGGAGUCUUAUCUAAGUGACCGGCUCCAAACGUGGAUCUGAAUUCUUUGUUUUGCAUACGGAAGUUUUAAAUCUGUCAACCUGUGCAUGACUGAGACAAUUAAAGGUUUUUACAAGCUGAGGAGCUGCAACAUGCCCAAAAUUAUAGCACAGAUCUGCCUCGGGUUAUCCAGGAGGUAAACGCGUAAAAGGAGAUGGUGCGUGUCUGAACACACAGUGAACCAAGAUGGAGCCCAUUAAGAGAGAUAUGGAGCUGCUGAGUAACAGCAUGGCGACCUACGCUCACAUCAAAGCCAAUCCAGAGAGCUUUGCCCUCUACUUCAUGAUGGGCGUCUGCUUCGGGCUUUUCAUGGCGCUGUGCCUCCUGGUGGCCGGCAUCACUUGCAGGGCUCGCCGCCACAGAAAACCACCUCCGUCUCCAUCGAGGAGACAGCUCAAGGAGUCCAGUGAAGAGGAGGAGGAUGAGGAAGAAGAGGAGGAGAGUGUAGGAGAGGAGAGGGCGGUGGAUACGGAGAUCCCUAAAGUGACAGUGGGUCCUCUGAGUGACCGCAGCAGCCAGUCUAACGGCACUCUGAGGAGCCUGAAUGUUUUCACCUCGGCCGAGGAGCUGGAGAAGGCUCGACGGCUGGAGGAGAGGGAGCGAAUCGUCAGGGAGAUCUGGAGGAACGGGCAGCCGGACAUCCUGGUUACGGGGACCGGGACGAUUGGACGAGUUCAUUACCACUAAGAGAGACUUGGACUGAGCUUUUAAAAAACCUGUAAGGGACAACCAAUGGAGAGAAACGUGCCUUGUAUGGAGGCACAAAAAUGGGCACAAACUAAUGGCAACAUUAAAAAAUAUAUAUAUAUUAUUUACCGAUUAAAGAGUUUGCAAUAACUUAACUUUUAUCGUGUAAAAUGAAAUUUAGAAGAAAAUCCACUCUACCCACAACAAAAUACUAGUAUUUUUAAAGUCCCUAAAUAAAUUGCAGUAUUACAAAAAUAAAUAUGAAUAAUAAGAGAGAAAAUAUGUAUGCAAGCUAACCAUUUAUAAAUUCAUAAAAGUUAUUUUUAAUCAGCUUUUUUUUCAUGCUUGAAGUGUUU